AAUUUGAGUUUCUCUUCUUCUAGCAGGUUCUCCUUUCGCCAUGUCGGAAACCGCUCCUGCUGAGACGGCCGUCCCGGCGCCGGUGGAAAAAUCUCCUGCCAAGAAGAAAGCAACCAAGAAGGCCGCGAGCGGUGGGGCGGCGAAGCGCAAGGCUACCGGGCCCCCAGUUUCCGAGCUGAUCACUAAGGCUGUCGCUGCCUCCAAAGAGCGCAACGGCCUUUCUUUGGCUGCGCUCAAGAAGGCGCUAGCAGCCGGCGGCUACGAUGUGGAGAAGAACAACAGCCGCAUCAAGCUGGGUCUCAAGAGCCUGGUGAGCAAGGGCACCCUGGUGCAGACCAAGGGCACCGGGGCUUCCGGCUCUUUCAAGCUCAACAAGAAGGCGGCCGCCGGGGAGGCCAAGCCCAAGGCGAAGAAGGCGGGGGCUGCUAAAGCCAAGAAACCCGCAGGGGCAACUCCUAAGAAGCCCAAGAAGGCUGCGGGAGCGAAGAAAGCCGUUAAGAAGACGCCUAAGAAAGCGAAAAAGCCCGCGGCUUCUGGCGUCAAAAAAGUGGCCAAGAGCCCCAAGAAGGCCAAAACUGCGGCAAAGCCAAAGAAGGCUGCUAAGAGCCCCGCGAAGCCCAAGGCAGUUAAGCCAAAGGCGGCGAAACCUAAAACCUCCAAGCCUAAGGCAGCAAAACCCAAAGCUGCAAAGGCGAAGAAGGCGGCUCCUAAGAAGAAGUAGGAAGUUGGCGCUUGAGAAGCAAACCCCAAAGGCUCUUUUCAGAGCCACCCAGAGAUCUCUGGAAAACAGCUGUGCACUGACCUAGUCUGUAGCCAAGAAAGUAUUCUUUCCUGUAUAUAAUUUCCCAAUUUCCUCCUACCCAGUAAAAGUCCAUCAUAGUGGACUUCUCUAGCAGCAAACUAGCAAACUGUUGCCUAAGUCUGAUGGGCCGAGGAGCCUAAUGACUCCUGGGUCCAUGAGGUCGCUAGAAUAAGAAAUGGCACCCCACUAACCAGUGUUCUUCCCCUGGAGAAUCCCAGAGACAGGGGGAAGCCUAUUGCCGUCUACGGGGUCACGACU
Dama dama (fallow deer) is the source of this 1060-nucleotide messenger RNA. RefSeq names its product H1.5 linker histone, cluster member (gene H1-5). Gene Ontology annotation, cellular component: nucleosome. The transcript has a single exon. Gene Ontology annotation, biological process: nucleosome assembly. NCBI's taxonomy places the organism in Eukaryota, Metazoa, Chordata, Mammalia, Artiodactyla, Cervidae. Gene Ontology annotation, molecular function: DNA binding; structural constituent of chromatin. The coding region runs from base 41 to 721 and encodes 226 amino acids. The record is from RefSeq and is a predicted model, not a curated record.